UUGUUUUAGGUCACCUCCAAUGUUUUCUUUAAAUUUUGAUUCACGUAAAUCCACAUUUUUGGCUACUGUUCUCUCCUUUGCUUGUUUUCUUUCUGCUAUUGUCUUUAUUCCAAUCAGCUUCAUUCACAAUCAACAAAGACUUUCUUACCUGCUUGCCAAUGUUGAGUUAUGCAAAGCUGAAACUAGAGAUAUUGUGUCUCAACUGGCUAUAAGACCUAUCCGUGUUAAACGAGACAUUGACAGCAAUAGUAACCCCUAUGCACGUUACGCCGCAAUUUUGUCGGCAUCACGGGGUGCCUGUUGCUCUUGCAGCCAAGGACCGCCCGGGGAGAGAGGAAAGCCUGGACGAGAUGGACGCCCUGGAAAGGACGCUACGCCAGGAUCAGAAGGAUAUCCAGGGAGGAAUGGCAAAUACCUGCCGGCACCCCCAGCUGGCACUGACAGUUGUCAGAAAUGCCCUCCAGGUUCAAACGGACCUCCAGGAUUGCCUGGGACCAAAGGCCCUCGUGGUCCUCCCGGUAAAGCUGGACAGACGGGAAGAGCGGGCGACAACAAUCGACCUGGACCGCCAGGACCCCCGGGUCCUAGAGGUGAUCCUGGAUUUAUGGGCGAUAAAGGACCUAAUGGAGAUAGAGGAAAGGUGUUGAAUGGAGCUCCUCCCGGUCCUUCAGGUCCGGCUGGUCCAUCAGGACCUCCUGGCGGAAGAGGACACGAUGGAAAAGGUGGAAUGCAAGGCCCUCCAGGAAUACGCGGCUCUGUUGGAGACCGAGGGUCUGAAGGGAAUGCUGGAUUGCCUGGGCCUCCAGGACCCCCAGGAGAGCCUGGAUAUCCUGGUUCAUGCCAACACUGUCAAGGAGGAGCCAAUGCUGGAGUUCUUUUACCUUCUCCAUCCGCAUAUGAACAACAACAACCCCCUUCCUCCCCCUCAACAUCAUCCCCUGUCUGGAAGUCUUUAGAUAAUUCGCCCACAUACUCCGCUUCUUAUUCGGGAAAUGAAAAGGGACAUGCACCUAGUGCAAAACCUGAGGGAUCCAAAUCAGAAAAUUCUUUAGCGUUUGGGGUGGCUCAAAAGGCAGCAAUUUAUUCAGAAGGAAGAAAACAACAUAUUGGGGAAACAAAUAAACAAAAACAAGAAGAAUUUCUUUGGAUUAAUGAAUAA
Molecule: messenger RNA, 1159 nt
Organism: Meloidogyne enterolobii
Lineage: Eukaryota; Metazoa; Nematoda; Chromadorea; Rhabditida; Meloidogynidae
Source: the annotation of a GenBank genome assembly